AUGUUGCAUCGGUCAUCAUCAUCACGGCGACGGCGCGCGUCAAGAAGUGCUGCAACGUCACCUCAAGCAAGAUCACCUCGAGCAUCAGCCCAGCCAUCACGAAGAGCAUCACUAGCUGCUACUGAAACAGAUGAAGAGAUGGAACCAACAGCUCCACCCCCUCAAAGGAGUCCACGGGCAAGCCUAGCACCAGAUGCAGCACUAGACAACUAUCACCGAAGUCCUCGUCACUCUUUAGUUCCUGAAUCUAGGUCUGCUAGGAACUCUAUAGUUCCAGACACGGCUGCACCACUGCACAGAAACAGUUUAGCCCCUUCAAGAAAUAAUUUAGCAGUUGACAUGACAUAUGGGUCCAGACUAAGCUUAAACCCUCAAGAUUUUAACAGGAGUCCAAGAAAUAGUAUUGCACCUGAUGCAACCGCGAGAAGUCCAAGAAGAAGUUUAGUACCUGAAGGUACAUCAUGGAAUCAACCGCGAAAUUCCCUGGUACCAGAUAUAGGAAGAAGUCCACGUCACUCCGUAGCCAGUAUCCAGAUAGAUCCUGCAAGGGGUCAAAAAGAACUAGGGCCUAGUCCGAGAACCAGUCCAAGGGGCAGCAUAGGACCAGAUCAUACAUUGAAGAAGGAUAUUCAAGAUAUGCGAAGUCCAAGAGGUUCUUUAAUUCCGGACUCCCAGAGAAGUCCUAGGGGAAGUAUUGCUCCUUCAGAGAAAAGUGCAAGGGGUAGCCUAGUAACAGGUGCUGAGGAUAUCUCGCGCUUAAGCCCAAGGGGAAGUUUGACUCUGACAUUUCAGGAGCCGUUGGUAUCUAGAGAAAGGCGAGCAAGUGAAGAAAGUCAAGUCGCUGGUACUCGAGGAAGAAGCAUGUCACCGUACAGAGCAUCGUUGGCUGGUCGUCAGAGUGGCACAAGUGGAUUAUCAGAUACCGGUUCCCGUCGAGCAUCUAGUUCGGUAUCAGGGGAUGAACAACGGCGUCUUUGCGGAGAGCAGGCCAAAUACAAAGACAGUCAUGGCCUUGGUCUUGGAAUCGGCCUUACAACUUACGGUUCCGUGGCCUACCAGCUCAAAGAUGCAAAUAUGGAGGCCUCAGGAACUGUUGAUUUUGUUUGCAGAGCUGCGAAGAUUAUGAAUAGGACUAGUGUCCAUUACAUAAGAGAUUGUCCAGCCGAACCCCGCAUUCCAGUCUACAUGGUAGUGGGUGGAGCUGCCGGUGGCGCAGGCAUCUGCUGGCUUCUGUGGGCACAGCUUGCAAGCCGGACUUCAAAUUCUUCACCCAGCGUGCUUGAGAGUAUCCUGGCCUAUAUACUAACCGGCUUUCUUCUAGCUUGGUUCGCUUUCGGAAACUAUUGGACCCUAGGAAUUAUGUGGCCAGAUUACACACCAACACUAUUCGAACCAAAUCAAUGGUGUCACAGAACAUUGUAUGUAUUCGCUCUGACGCAGCUUGGAGUUGUAUGGGGCCUGAUUUCACUCCUGCUCCUUCUGUUGCUGGCACUCGUCGUAUGUCAAGAAGUGCUUACUCAGGCAGACAAAGAUGUAGAUGGCCAUAAAUCCAAGACUCAAAUUCCAGAAAUUAACGAACCAAGUGAUGAUGAACUUAAAAGUCCUUUAAGUAAAACUUUCGAAGAUUUCAAAUGUGGCACAGAUACGAAAAAUAGUGCAAAAGAAGUAAAUACUAAAGGUAAAAGUGAAGUGAACAGUUCUGAUGUAGUGAAAUUAACUAAUGCAAAGAAAGGUAAUUCAGCCUGA
Messenger RNA from Arctia plantaginis, 1746 nucleotides. Lineage: Eukaryota; Metazoa; Arthropoda; Insecta; Lepidoptera; Erebidae. The record is from the annotation of a GenBank genome assembly.